AAUUCAUUUCUACACACCCUGUAGUUGUAGACUCCGAGGGGCCCCGAAGCUUCUCUAAUCAUCCACAUCGCCCGAUUUUUCUCCAUUAUGGACCCGGAAGAGGUCAUGAACCUGUUCGACUCAUGCUGGUUCAAUCUCGACAUCUUCAAGUUACAAUCACAGAGAUCAAAUUCUGAAACGAACCCAGAUGAUCACAUGAUCCAAAUCCAAGGAAAUCCAGAACCAAGAAUUUCAAGGAUCCCAACAAUCCAUGCAAGGUCCAAGAGCGAGCAGCUGGCCAGCUCCAUCCCAACCCUCAACUCUGACUUUUUAUCGAGAAAAGAGGUGGUUAUAACACACCCGACAUCUUCUGUGAAGCAGACCACGAAGAGCACAAGCUUGAGGCGAAGAACAAAGCUGACAAAGAGCUUGUCGGACCUUGAGUUUGAAGAACUAAAAGGGUUCAUGGAUCUGGGCUUUGUGUUCUCUGAAGAAGAUACCGACUCCAGCUUGGUUGAGAUCAUUCCUGGGUUGCAGAGACUGGUCAAGAAAGAGGUUGGCAGUGUGGAGAAAUCUUCGAUUCCAAGGCCUUACCUUUCCGAAGCAUGGGUGGAUUUGGAUAGGAGAAACAGAAAGAAGCCAUUGAUGAAGUGGAAAGUUCCUGAUUUGGGCAAUGAUACCGACAUGAAAGACAGCCUCAAAUGCUGGGCUCACACUGUUGCAUCCGCCGGGGUAGAUGACGGACGGGCAUAAACAUUACACACUUGUAGUCGAAUAGUAAGUAAUAGCUGCGGUGAAUCUUAUUCUUAAAUCUCAAAUUAAUUUUAGCAUUGAAGUCUCAAUUGCACUUUCAUUAAAUUUCAAAUGGCAUAAUCUUAGUAUUUGGAUAAACCUUUGGAUGUUGUGAAAUAAAUGAAAUUAGAUAGGA
Messenger RNA from Diospyros lotus (date-plum), 907 nucleotides. RefSeq lists its product as uncharacterized. NCBI's taxonomy places the organism in Eukaryota, Viridiplantae, Streptophyta, Magnoliopsida, Ericales, Ebenaceae. The record is from RefSeq and is a predicted model, not a curated record. Bases 88 to 732 code for a protein of 214 amino acids. The transcript has a single exon.